This is a messenger RNA of Saccharomycodes ludwigii, 2823 nucleotides long. It is a transcript of the gene RSN1, whose product is annotated as Rsn1p. NCBI's taxonomy places the organism in Eukaryota, Fungi, Ascomycota, Saccharomycetes, Saccharomycodales, Saccharomycodaceae. Gene Ontology annotation, molecular function: calcium-activated cation channel activity. The record is from RefSeq and is a predicted model, not a curated record. The coding region runs from base 1 to 2823 and encodes 940 amino acids. The transcript has a single exon. Gene Ontology annotation, cellular component: plasma membrane.
AUGGGUUCUGAUACCACUACUGGUACUUCUACUCAACAAGUAGUAACAAAUAUCAUUGCUAAUGGCGUGAUAUUUUUAGUAUUUUUAAGCGGAUUUCUGCUUUUAAGACUGAAAUUAAAAAGAAUUUAUGAACCUAAAUCUAGUUACAACCUAAUUAAUGACGAAAAAAAGCCAGAACCUUUACCCAAUGGUCUCUUUCAAUGGCUAUUGCCAUUACUAAAAAAAUCGGACAAUUUUAUCAUCCAACAAGCCGGUUUAGAUGGGUAUUUCUUUAUUAGAUACCUUUUUAUCAUUUCUAUGUACUGUGGGGUUUCAAUGAUUUAUAUUUUCCCUAUUUUAUUUCCCAUUAAUGCCGCCAAUGGUAAGGGUGAAACAGGGUUGGAUCAAUUGGGCUAUUCCAAUGUUAAGCAUGACAAAAGAUAUUAUGCUCAUGUUUUUAUUGGAUGGUGUUUCUUUUGGGGGUUUUUAUUUGUUAUUUACAGAGAAUUGGUGUACUACACUUCCAUUAGACAGGCUGUUUUGGCUUCUCCCCGUUACGCUAAAAAAUUAAGUAGUAAAACCGUUUUAUUUCAAACUGUGCCUAAUCAGUAUUUAGAUGAAAAUGAAUUUUCCAAGCUAUUUGAUGGUGUUAAGAAAGUUUGGAUUUGUAGAGCUGAUCCUGAGUUGGAAAAAUUAGUUAAACAAAGAGAUGACUUAGUUACGAAAUUAGAAAACACACAAACAAAAUACAUAAAGAGUGCUUUGAAAAAAGUUAAGAAAAUAUUGAAAAAAGAUCCAAAUGCAGAGAUCAGCAGUGAUAUCACAGAAUAUGUGAAGCAAAGACCCACUUACAAAGCAAGAUUUUUGAUUGGUAAAAAAUAUGAUACUAUAGAUUAUAUUAAACAAGCCUUGCCAGAAUUAAAUAAAAAGAUUGAAGUAAUGCAAGCUCAACAUAACGAGGCCAAGGCAUGGAACUCUGUCUUUGUUUUAUUUGUGUCUCAAUAUCAGGCUCAAUUAGCUUACCAGGCUGUUACCCAUCAUCAACCUUUACAUAUGUCACCAGCUUAUUAUGGAUUGGAACCGGCAGACAUUGUUUGGUUUAAUAUGAGGAUGAUUUGGUGGGAAAGAUUAGUUAGAACAUUUGGAGCUAUUGCUGCUAUUGUUGUUAUGAUUAUUUUUUGGUCUCUACCUGUGGCAUUUGUUGGUAUGAUUUCUAACAUUACAUAUUUGACAGACAAACUACAUUGGUUGAAAUUUAUCUACAAGUUACCUGAUCAGCUAUUGGGUUUGUUGACAUCUUUAGCACCUACUGUUGCGUUGUCUGUGUUGAUGAGUCUUUUGCCAGUUUAUAUUAGAAAAAUGGCAGUUAUUUCUGGUUCACCAACUAUGCAAUACAUUGAAUAUUUUACUCAACAGUCAUAUUUUGGGUUUCAAGUUAUCCAAGUGUUCUUAAUUACUACAUUGACGUCAUCUGCAAGUUCGACAGUUACUCAGAUUGUAGAAAAACCUACAUCUGCAAUGUCAUUAUUGGCUGAAAAUUUACCUAAAUCCAGUAAUUUUUAUGUUGCUUACAUUAUUUUGCAAGGGUUUUCCAUAUCCAGUGGUGCUUUGUUACAAUUAGCUCCAUUGAUUUUUUUUUAUGUUUUAGGUUCUCUAUUAGACUCUACACCAAGAAAGAAAUGGAAUAGGUUUAACACGUUAAGCUCGAUGUCAUGGGGAACGACUUUCCCAGUGUAUACCAAUAUUGCGGUUAUUAUCUUUUCGUAUUCUAUUAUUUCCCCAAUUAUAUUACUUUUUGGGUGUGUAGGGUUUUUCCUAUUGUAUAUUGCCUAUUUGUACAACUUGACUUUUGUUUUCAAAGAAGCUCCAGACGGCCGUGGUAUGUACUAUCCAAGGGCACUAUUUCAAACAAUGGUUGGACUAUACAUCGGACAAGUUUGUUUACUGGGGUUAUAUGCUGUAGGAAGAGGUUGGGGUCCAAUUGUUUUACAAGUUGUUUGUCUAUGUAUCACUGUUUUUGUCCACAUUAAUCUGAAUCAUGCAUUUGAUAAAUUAAUGACUGUGAUUCCUAUUGACACUAUGAAACCGUUGGAUGGUACAUCAGAUACCCCAUCUUUUUCCAAUAUUUAUUGCAAAAAUAAAGGUAAAAAAAGUGAUGUUCAGGAAUUACCAAAAUUUGAAAUUAGAAAAUAUAAACCGGAGAAUGUCAAUAAUAACCCAUCUAAGAUGAACAACGGUAGUUUUAUUAGUACCAAUACUUUUGAGAUUCCCCAGAACUAUGAUGAGGACAAUGAAAACAAUAUCUUAACAGCACCAUUGUUAGCAGAUGGUGACACUGCGCCAAUACCUCCAGCUAGUUGGUGGAAAAGAUUCUUAUUACCUCACAUUUAUAUGUCGUACAAAAUGGCGAAAUUCAAAUUACCUGAAAUCUACAGUUUACCUGAUCCAAAUGAGUUCACUGAAGAAGACCAAAUUGAACAUGCGUACGAUAUUCCAGCGGUUAGUGCUAAAUGUCCAUCUGUAUGGAUUCCUAAAGAUCCCUAUGGCUUUUCCACUAUGCUGAUUAAUGAAGUUAGUGCCGUCGUUAAUAUUAGUGAUAAAGGAGCCUUGAUUAAUGAGAAAGGACAAAUUACAUGGAGCCAAAAUCCACCAAAUGAAGACGGAGUACAGGAUGAAAACGAGGAAAAAGGAAUAAAUGAUGGAGGCGACAGUACGGAUGAAUUAGAAUAUGGUCAAAUAAAGUUUGAAGAUACAGGUGCCCUUGAUGUUAAUUAUAAUGAUGUUGGAAGGAAUCCUGAUGUUGAAAGAAAUCCUAAUGAUGAUAAAAAUCCAUUUAGAGAUUAA